UGUGUUGUUGUUUUUGUUGGGAAAAAAUAAACAAUAAUUUAGCUGGUUGUUGUGCGCGAACCAAAAGUGGAAAUUAUGCGAAUCUCGACAGCGAAAGGGCAACGCGAUGCUGGCAAUGAAAGUGUAGGCGUGGCUUUUCCGGAUUUUCCAGCUAAUCGGCACUUGUGCACCUGUGUUGGCAUUUCCACCGAUUUUUUCGCCUGUGGAGCUGCAAUGGCGACCAAAUUGAGAACGAUCAAUUCCGCUAAAUAGAAAGAGCAAUCAAGGAUAAAGAGCGGUGGGCGGCGAGAGAGAGAGGAGAGCGGUACGUGGGUUCAUGCGAAAGUAGAGGAAAAAAGAACCGUUUUAGUCGUCAAAGAAGAGUUCAUAAAUGGCGAAUAAGAGUGCGAAAAGGCAGUGAAAAGUGGCAAUCCGUGGGUUAUAUAAAAAAUAUAUAUAUCUAUCAAAAGUGCCACGAAAUGCAGUCUUGCAAAAAUCGAAAAUAAAUCAAUGAUAUAGACGCAAAAUCCAGGAAAAGGAAGAAGAAGAAGCAACACAGCUGAGUGCGUGUGUGUGAGCCCUGUUUGCUUGCGAGUGUGUGUGUGUGUGCGCGUGUGUGCUGUGAGCAAGUGAAAUCAAUAAUGUUUGCAGCCCAAAAAAAGAAUUGAAACUGCAAUAAUGUCGAAAAAUGUAUGAGGCAUCGAAUUAGCAAAGCCAUACAUCCAGGCUGCACUGAGCGAAAAUUGUGCCUUUCAACGGAUCUUCUGCUGCAAAGCGAAAGAAGCAAAAAGCAACAAAAAUAAUGGAAUUUUAACAAAGUCUUAAAAGUGUACUUCUGGUGCAAGAAGCAGCAGCAAUAGCUAGAGGAAUCGGAAUCGGAACCGGAAACAGCUUCAGCUCCAACGGACAGGCAACCAACGGACCGACCAUGAUACCCACCAGCGUGACCAACUCGCCGCCGCCAGCGGGAUUGGGCCAGAAUGGAGCAUCUGCCUCCUUGGGCUCGGCCACGGCGGCGGGCGGCGGGAUGUUGUCCGGUCUGGGGAUCUCUGGAGGCGUGUCAUCGGGAGCAGGAGUGGGAGCAGGAUCUGGAUUGGGGGCUCAGAACAACUACAGCUCCGUGGUGCUGGGCCUGGCCUCGCUGAUCCUCGAAGGCAGGCCUAUUGCCGACGAUGAGUAUCAGCAGCCGCAGCAGCAGGUGGGAAUGGUCUGCACAGGAUCAGCAGGAUCUGGAGCAGCCGGGGGACGCCUCUCGCCACGGCCCUCCACAUCCAGGGCAGCCAUUAACAUCACAACGAAUCCCUACGGUUCGAUGGGAGGAUCGGAGAAUAGAACUGGGAAUGGAAGUGGAUCCGCCGGUUCGCCCAGCAGUAGUUCCCUAACCCACCAGCGUUGGACGCAGAAGCUCUGCCAGCUGCGUCAGAUCUCGCCGGCUGCCCAGACGAUGAGUGCCGAACCGGAGUUGGUAUCGCUGGCCAUCAAUGAUCUCAACAAGGAUCAUGGCGACUACGAGAUUGUGAGGCGAGUGAUGCUCAAUCGUGCUGGUGGAAUGGGUGGUCUGGUUGGCAGUUCCGGUGGAGGUGGCGGUGGUGGUGGUGGAACCAACAACUCCAGUGCCGCCAGCUCACCGGGCUCCAAUUCAUCGGAUAACAUUCUCCACUCGCUGCAAUCGUUGGCCACCACAUGUUUGAGAGGUGGACCAGCCUUGGCACCGCCACCUGUUGAGCCGCGACCUCUGAAUCUGGCCUUUCUCUGGUCAGGAUCGGGUGGUUCUGGUGGCCGGGGAUUGGGAUUGGGAUUGGGAGCAGCUGCAGCAGCAGCAGCAGCAGCAGGGAGCACUAGCAACACACCAACAACAACAACGGCAACUGCCACUGCCAGCAGCGGAGCAAGUAGCUCCGCAUCGCGGCCCAAGCAUGGGCCGCACUGUGAUCAGUUCCUCAGGAAGAUGGGUCUGGCCAAGGGCGAGAUGCCAUCGGAGGCUGAGGAGCACAUCUGUGAUAUGUCCUACGUGAAUAUGACCUGCAAUCGUUGGCGGGCGUACUGCAUGAAGAUGGAGGCCAUCCUGGCCAGACGCGAACCCGUUUGCAUCGAGGUUUACCUGGGUCCCGUGAGCCACAAGCUCUUGCUGGAGCAGUGGAUCAUCAGCGGCAAGGAGAAAGUUCCUCCACCCACCAUGACGUUGCCCUCGCUUUGCAGCGCCAUCAGGAGUCAGUUGUACUUCUCGCAGAUCGUGGCCUGGUGCGAUCUCCUCCGCAAAUGCGAUCCAUCGGUGUACGACAGUGGUCGCGUCAUCUUCUCCAGCUGCGGCAACAACGCCGGGGAUUUGGCCACAGCCUAUGCACCUAGUGGUGGCCAGAAGAGACCUCGUCUCAACAUCUUCUACAGGAUCAAGCAGCACACCGCCCACAGCAAUAGUGGGCACCACCAGGAGGAUGGCUUCAGUGCCAAGGCCAAUGUGCACAAUUUUCCCAACGUCAAUGUAUCCGAGAGCUAUAGCAUCUCGGUGAGUGUGCGUAGUUUGCCCAGGAUUAAUGGUGGCUUGCCGCAUGUGGAGCCUGUGCCUCCUACACCGGCACCACGAAGCCUAAGAUCCUGCGGAGGUGGUGAUCCCGCCAGCACGCCCACCGGAGGCGGGGGACUUCAUGCCGCCACGCCGACUGGCCUGGGAGCCCGGAUAAGUGCACUCACCCCAACGUCAACGGCCAGCGGUUCCAACUGUGAUAAUGGAAAACCCGAAAUGGGACAGGGACUGGACGAACUCGAUGGGGAUUCGAGUUUGAGCCACCGGGAGAGACAGCUGCAGAAGUAUCGCAAGCGAAUGCAGCGCAGGGACAAGAAAAGGGAGAGGAAAUCCACACCGGAAAGGGAAAGCAAUCCACAACAAACCGAGGAGCCCAUGGAGGAGGGCGAGGAGUCGCCAUCGCAGUCUCAGACGCCAUCAGAAGCGCAAUCCCUAUCCCUGACCUUGCAGCAACCCAGGCGCAUAGCCAUGAUCUCCACGGGCACGCAGACUUCCCUGAGCAGCUGUCAGCAGUGUGGCAGUGAGAAGACUCUACUUUGUCUCAGCUGCACGGGCGGAGGAGGAGGAAGAGGGGCGGCCAAUGGAGCAGGAAAAGCAGAGGAUGCCGAUGAUAGCGAUACAACAGCCUCCGAAAUGGAGGAGACCUCCACUUGCAGCCUCAGUAGCAGCGAUCUCAUCGUGGGCACACCACGCAACAAGGCGGAGCUCCUGCUCCAGGCCAUUCAGCGCACGCCAAAGAACCACAAUCGAAAUCGAAAGCCACAUCAGACGGUGGAACAGGCUCCCCUGGGCACCAACUCCUCCAACUCCUCCUCCUCCUCCUGCCGCAACUCAGAUCUCAAUGGAGGGCAGAACAACAAUCUGGUUAAAGUGACGCCCGCCACAAGUGGCUGCCAGGUGUGCAAACGCCAGAAGACGCAGCACAAUUUUGCGAAUGGAAAGGAUCAUAAACCCACCAAUGGAGAGCACACGAGCAAUGGCUUUGCCAGCAUGCACAGGGAGGCAGAGAAGCAAAAGGAAGUUCAGAUACCCUCCACCGAGCUGACGCCCAACAUCGAACGCUGUUCACUGAAUCCCGCAGAGCGCUGCAAGACGCCUCCUCCAGGAGUAGCCGAGCACAUAGUAGUGCAGUUCAAGACGCCGCUGAGCCAAGUGCCGGCCAAGCUUCAACCGGAUGCGAUGGUGCCACUGCAGCAGCAGCAGCAGCAGCUGGGAAAAUCCUCACCAAAGCCCAGUCAGCUUAGGUUGAAUUGUGGCUCUGGUUUGCUGGAGAGCGAAACGCCGCCACCCAUUGUUUCGCCACAGAUGCGCAAGGCCCUGCCCAAGGUGAACCUGACGACGAUCUUCUGCAGCUCGGCUCCCAUUGCCAUUGGUUGUCCCGCCUUCAGUUUCGAUCCGGCUACCCUGAGUCACGCCCAUUCGCAGCUGCUGGCUCCAGAUGCAGGCGCCACUCCGCCCGUGCAGAAAUCCUUCUCUGCCCCCACAUUGCCACAUGCGGCUUCUCUGUCCGUUUCGCCACGAUUUGCCAAACAGGCGCUGGCCGCCCACAAGCGGCGUUCUCGCCAUUUGAGCGAUCGCAGUGAUCGUAGUUCUUUGGGCUCCGAUGAGCAGUUGUCGGAUGAGGAUCUGGAGUCUGGACUCUGCAGUCCAGCGGGUGGAUCGCCCUUGAAGUGUCGCGCCAGAUUGGCGGCUCAUUUUGCCGGGCGGCCACUGCUGGGAAACCUGGAGGAGUCUCUGCUCCAAAGGAGGCUCAUGCCCAAGGUUGAGGUGAUGGGCUUCAAGCUGCAGUUGGGCGCCUCGGGGGGCUUCUGUCCCACCCAGUUGACCAUCCCGGCUGUGUCCUACUUCUACGAGCUGCAUGGCGAGACGCUAAGCACGCCAUACUUGUGCGAAAUUCGUCUGCCGCGCAAGGGUUACUCGGUGCCGAGGACGGGCACGGUGCAGGCCACGCUGCUGAAUCCCAUGGGCACGGUGGUGCGGAUGUUUGUGAUACCCUACGAUAUGCGGGACAUGCCGCCGCUGCAUCGCACCUUCAUCAGGCAGCGCAUACUGGCCGAGGAGCUGGGCCAGGAGCAGGAGCAGGAUGCCGGACCAAAGAUGCCAAGGAGCCCAACGGUGACCAGCACGACCAGCAAACUGGGGCACUUCAUCAGCGCCGAGCAAAUGAAGCGGCUGCGCUACUCCAUACACCUGAGGUUCCAGACAUCUCGCUCCGGACGACUGUGCCUGCACACGGACAUCCGACUGCUGAUCUCACGCCGCACCGAUUGCGAUACGGCGGCCGCCCAUGCCAAGGGCGUCUUGGAGGCACCCAACGAGCUGGUCAUGGACACCAUGAUGCCCGCCGAGCCGCGCUACAGUGCGCGACAGGAGAGCGCCAGCCGGAUUUAGUAGCUACUGCGAGCCCUGGGCGGCACCUUUGAGUUGCUGCGCCGGCUGUGCAAGCAGCUCCAGGACAAAUGGCAGCAGCAGCGGGAGACGAGGGAUCUCUGGCAGUGGCCCCGAUACCAAUUGUAGAAGGAGGCGGCGGCGCAGCACCAAGAGACGGAGGGCAGAAGGAGGAGGCGAAACAAACUCCAACUGAGUCGUGUGUUUGCGUUUUGCGUGUGUGACAACCAACCAACUGCUUUACUAGUUAUCGUUUAAAUCUAUCCAUAAGUUUAGUUUCUUUAACAAUUUGUUUGGUAUUCCACCUCGCAGGAGGUUCUAUUCGUAUAGUUUUGGAAUUUUGAAUUUGAAUUACUGGAAAAUGUGUGAGAGAGAAAACAUUGCGAAAGUAAAAAUGUUGAAUUAUGAAAGCAAUCGAAUCGAAUCGGUCGGUCAGGCGGUCAGUCAGUCAGUCAGACUAGCUAAACUAUCUGCAUCCGUAUCUGUAAUGGCAACUGCAGUUGUAUCUCUAUCUGUAUCUUUGGGGUCCACAUGAGGAAGAGCGAGCGGAGCAAUUAGCAAUACUAAACAAAAAAUAACUAUGCAAUGUGUGAGUGUGAAAACGCAAGGGAGAUAACUACGUAUAUAGGACAUGCAUAUGCAGAUAUCACAUACAAUAUAUAUAUAUAUAUAUUUAAAUAUAUAUUUAUGUACCAUAUGUUUAAUCGUCGUGUAGCGUCAGCAAUUUUAAAGGCAAUUUGUGGGUGGAGUUGGCGAUUUGCAGUAGCAGGUUGAUGUGCGCUCAUAUCGAUCGUUGUUGUUAGUGUGUAGUGUGAUUUUAACCGCAGAAAUUUAACAAACAAAGAAAACAAAACAAAACCUUUUCGUUGAGUGCAAGUUUGAAAUGAAUUAUGGUUUCGAUUUUAAUUUGGUAUUUCCGUUCUGAGAGUGUCUAAUUAAGCGUGCCUGUGAUACGAUAUGAGCUGCACGAGGGGGGUACUUCUAAUAGAGUUUUUAGUUAAAUACAAUUGACGAUUACAUUGUUUGUCGUUCUCUUUCUGUUUCUGUUUACAAACUACACAGAUUAGUUUCCCUGUUUGGUUUUCCAUUUGCAAUAAGUGCUUGGAGUUCAUUUGCACGCCAUGCAUUCGAGGGGUUUUUGGGAAGAUAGGACCCCUCGCCAGACUUCAGGCACAUCUGUACUUCAAUAAUACGACUACUAUACGGAUCUAGAUGUGUUGAAUUCUAACCAAAUUCUUGUUUUUCAAUUGAUACCUGACUAUAACUAUUGUAUAACAACGUACUACACACAGCUAUUAACAAAUUUUCAAUCUAGGUGGUAUGAAAACAAAUAAAACAUUAAAUUUAGAACGUAAAAAAAGAUGAGGAAAACUCGAAAAAAAAACCAAGCGAAACAAUAAAGCAAGGUCGAUGGGGAUGUGCAUUAGACCCAUCGACUGGGAAUCAUACAAUUUA
Messenger RNA from Drosophila subpulchrella, 6346 nucleotides. RefSeq lists its product as uncharacterized. Lineage: Eukaryota; Metazoa; Arthropoda; Insecta; Diptera; Drosophilidae. The record is from RefSeq and is a predicted model, not a curated record. The coding region runs from base 908 to 4894 and encodes 1328 amino acids. The transcript is spliced from 8 exons.